Messenger RNA from Closterium sp. Naga37s-1, 4413 nucleotides. NCBI's taxonomy places the organism in Eukaryota, Viridiplantae, Streptophyta, Zygnematophyceae, Desmidiales, Closteriaceae. The record is from the annotation of a GenBank genome assembly.
AUGGAACUGAACGGUGCUCUGUUAACGUUAGCGUUACACGACCGGCAGAAGCAGCUGGAGAAGGAAGCCGCUGAGAGAAGACUCGGACCGCUGUUGGAGCAGUGUGGGCAGGCGCGCGCGGGUGCCUUGGGCGCGGCCCUCCAGCAGAAGAGCGGUGGGGGCAGCGAGGGGGUGUCCCCUGUACUGCAAGCGCUGCUGCACUCCCUGCUGAAACCCCCUCUUCUUUCUUCUGCUUCCGCCCUGCCCCACUCCCUCUCUAUCUCAGUGGGCGCGGCCCUCCAGCAGAAGAGCGGUGGGGGCAGCAGCGAGGGGGUGUCCCCUGUACUGCAGGCGCUGCUGCACUCCCUGCUGAAACCCCUCUUUCCCCUUCUGCUUCCCGCCUGCCCUACCCUGUCUCUCCUCAGUGGGCGCGGCCCUUCCGCAGAAGGGCAGCGGGGGCAGCAGCGAGGGGGUGUCCCCUGUACUGCAGGCGCUGCUGCAGCCGCUGCUGGCGCAGUGCGGGCAGGCGCGCGUGCCUGCGCGCGUGCACGUGGACUGGGGGCAGCGGCGGGACGAGGCGCUCUGUCAGGCCGUGCGGGCCACUGCAGCAGAACGGCUCUACGUGGGGAACAAGAGGUGGGUGGGUGGGGAUCAAGCGGGAUCUGCCAGGCCGUGUGGGCCACUGCAGCAGAACGGCUCUACGUGGGGAACAAGAGGUUUGUCUUCCGCCUUCUCACUCAAUCCACACACCCCUUGCUCCGCCGCCUCCCCCCUGGCUGCAUGCUAGUGGUGGGCCAACCAGGCUCCUCCUCCUCCAAACGCUCACGCAAGUCCAAACCACGCAAAGGCAUCCCCUCCACGGACUGGGAGGCAGAGCUGCAGCGGGUGGCCAUCGGGCAGCAGAGGAUCGUGUCUCUGUGGGAUAGAGCGGAGGUGGCGGGUCGUGUGCGUGCCGGGAGUGCUGCUGCCGCCUUGGGAAGCCCUGGCGGGGUGCCUGCUGCUGGUAGCGUUGGCUUUGGUGCUGGUGCUGCUGGUGCUGCUGGUGCUGCUGGUGGUGUUGGUGCUGGUCGUGGUGGUGGUGGUGGGGGUGUUGCUGCUGGUGCUGGGGUGCCAGCGCGCCUCCAGCAGAGACGGGCGAACCCCAGGGGCCGAGGCUUCUUCCCCUCUUCCUCCUCCGUCAGUGGUACUACCAGCACCAGCAGCAGCAGCAGCAAGGGGGGACAGGGGGGGCACGGGGGGUAUGGCAAGGGGACGGGGCAGGGGGAGAAGACGUAUGGUGGGGGGAGAUCGCAUGGGGGGAGAUCGCAUGGGGGGAGAUCGCAUGGGGAUAAGUCUCCUCUGUGGAAGGGGUUAGAGAGUGUGGCAGCUGGGUUGUCUGCUAUUCACUCUGAUAUGCAAGCUGCCAAGAGCUCAGGUGGACGUUCAGGUGGUUUCUCAGGUGGUUUCUCAGGUGGGUUUUCAGGUGGGCGGACCGGGUGGCAUUCGCACCAGGGGAGCGAGGAUUUCCAUGUGAAGGGAAACGAGUUUGAGGGAAUCGACACGAGCCUACUCAUCGUUCCUCGUAUCGCCCCAACCUCAGCCUCUGUAGGAGGUUCGGCGGCAGGCUUAGGAGCAGCUUCGGUAGGCUCGCCGUCGCCGAACGUAACCCUGCUCACAGGCCCAGUGGGGGGUAGAGGGACCGGAGGAAUGAAGGUAGCAAGGACUCAACCUGUGGUGGUGGGGAAGAAGCUGUGGGUGUCUGGCAGGAGGAGCAUGGGGAGUGAGGGUGAGAUGGGGGGUGGGGUCGAGGCAGUAGCAGCAGAGGUUGCAGCAGCAGUAGGGAACGCUGCAGCGGUGGCAGCAAGAGAAGGGUCAAGAGAUGGUGGGUCGUGUGGUGCUGCUAGCCCUGCUAACAGCAGCAGCAGCAGUAAUCCGGGAAUGGGGAGCACUGAGCAGCAAGCUUUCCCUAUCCCGCUUCCUUCCUCCUCGUUCUCGUCCUCCUCCUCCCAAGCCGGAUUCCAAACCAGCCGGGUAGACUCGGCGGACUGCCACCGCUUCCCCCCGGACCAGAUUCUCCGAGCCACGGGGGGCUUCUCGCCCUUGCAGCUGAUUGGCCAAGGCAGGCUCGGGCCGAGCUACCGGGGGGAGAUAUUUGGGUGCCAGGUGGCGAUCAAACUGCUGACUGUGCAUGAGGACACGUGUGGAAGAACAGACAAGAAUGAGAAGACUGAAAAGACUGCAGUAGAUGGUGCAGAGGGGGGAGGGGGAAAGCAGGAAGAGGAGCGAGUGGUGGAAGCAGAUGGUGCCGCUGUUGCCUCAUCGGGUGCGUUUGGCUCCUUCGGUUCAUCCGGUCUCCUUGAUCCGUCCACAGAAGGGGGAGGUCAAGUGUCCCGAGAGAGAGUACAAGCAGCAGUGCAAGCAGCAGUGGACGUGUUAAGGCGGCUCAGGCACCCGCACCUGCUGCUGCUGAUGGGCCACUGCCCCGAGUACCCCUGCCUUGUGUAUGAGUUCGCUCCUGGGGGCAGCCUCUCCUCCCGCCUCUCCCGCAUCCACUCCCUUAUUGCCGCUGCCACUGCUGCUGCUGCUGGUGAUGGUGGUGGUGGUUCUGGUGGUGCUGGUGGUGCUGCUACUGGAGCAGAGGAGGGUGUUGGUAACAGCAGCAGCGGUGCAGGGGACGGUGCUGCUGCUUCUCCUAGUGGAGAACGGGGCAUUACCUUCAGAGAGGAGGAAGAGGAGGAGCUAGAGGCAAUAUGGCUGUCCUGGGUGGACCGGCUGCGACUGGCCUCUGAGCUGGCAGGAGCGCUGCUCUUCAUGCACCAGCACUCGCCGCCCGUGCUGCACGGCGCCGUGACUCUACAGAACGUGCUUCUGGACCGAAACUCCGCGUGUAAACUCAGCGGUGCUGGCCUCUCAUUCUCCUCGUCUCCCUUCUAUGGUAGCCUGGGGAGCAGCCCUCUCUCUGCUUCUGCCUCUGCCUCGGAUUCUGACCCCAGCAGCAGCACAGCAGUGGGAGCGGAGGGUCCAGGCCAGCAUGGCCCCAGCAGCACGGGCGUACAAAGUGACGACCUGCAUGCAUACGGCAUUGUGGUGUUACAGCUGGUAACCGGCAUCACCAGCCCCUCACUUAUCCACUCCCUCAUGCACACGCACUCGACUGCAGCAGGAGGUUCAGGGGCAGGUGGUGGGGGUGGGAUGGAUGGGCACAGGGAAGACUCAGCUGGGGAAGCAGCAGGCAGGGUGGCCGGGGGAGGGGUUUCUGGGGGAGGUGUUACCUGCGGGUUCAACCUGGCUGAGGCUGUAGACGUGUUUUUGAGCCGACUGGAUGUGACAGCAGGGGAAUGGCCGGUGGAGAUUGCAUCUGUGGUGGUGCUUCUGGCUCUGCGCUGUGCUUCGGGACAGGCAGAGCUUCGGCCGGAUCUGGCGGCUGAGGUGCAGCCGGCCCUGUCGGCUUUGGCUCGGGAAGCGGAGGAGAGUUUUGGGCGGGCAGCCCGGCAGAUGCUUAGGUCUGCCCUGAGAAGAAGGGACUUCUCUUGCUUCCAAAAGAAAGCUGUGAAGCUCAUGGCGGGUGCGCGCACCAAAGUUCUUGCUCUGGGCGGCUCUUUUGCCUCCACGCUGCUGCUCCCCCCGCACGCGCGCGCACCCUCCCGCGGAGGCCCCCCGCAGCUGCGCGGGGGAGUUCCCGCCCUCCUCCCCAUCACCCUCUCCGAACCCCAGGAGCGCUCCCUGAAGCAGCUACAAACGAGGAUACAGCCGCCGUUUGAAAACGACAAGGAGGAGCAUAGAUUGGCGCUGGUAGAGCUGUGGGAGCAGGCGUAUCCGGGGCGGGUGUUGACUGAGGAGGUGGAGGUGGCGGGGUGGAAGGAGAUGGGGUGGCAGGGGAAGAAUCCGGCCUCGGAUUUCAGGGGCGGGGGAUUUUUCGCGCUGGAGAAUUUGGUGUACUAUGCUCGCACGUACCCGGUGCGUUGGGGGAGGGAGGAGGGGAAGGGAGCGGGGAAAGGGAGGGGGGGAAGGGAGCGGGGAAAGGGAGUGGGGGAAGGGAGGGGGGGAAGGGAGGGGGAAAAGGGAGGAGGGGAAGGGAGGGGUAGGAGGUCGUUUCAGCGCAUCAUGCACAAGCAGGAGGGUCGCCGGGUUGAGUGGGAGUACCCGUUUGGAGCAGCAGGGGUGAACAUCACCGUACUCCUUAUAAGCAUUCUCGACUUGCGCAAGGACAUCCCCGCAACAGUAGCUGGACGGGCCUUCCUGAAGAUGCUACCAGAGCACCCAACAGCGUUUGAGGACCUCUACUGUGUGACGUUUGAGAUGCUGGACGCUAACUGGCUGGAGCUCAAGGCGUCGUACAUGGAAUUCAAUGUGGUCAUGCAAGCCACACGAGCAGAGCUGGAACGCCAUAUGUGCCAGCCCAGCUUCACUACCAUCUCUGACCUUCCCGCCUUCGCCAGACUCACAGCAGAGUAG